Messenger RNA from Paraglomus occultum, 2262 nucleotides. NCBI's taxonomy places the organism in Eukaryota, Fungi, Glomeromycota, Glomeromycetes, Paraglomerales, Paraglomeraceae. The record is from the annotation of a GenBank genome assembly.
AUGAGUCUUUGGCAACAAAAUUACUCUCGGUUUAGCACUUCGUACCUACCGGGACGGCACCACCACGACUUGGACAUACUAAACAACUCUUCGCUUAAUUUUGCUCGUCCUGAAUCUCCGCUCGCUUCUCAUACCGCUCAGACUGCUGUCGCCAGAAAAGAGCUUAGAGAACAACCAAGACUAAAAAUUGAUACCAACAUAUACAAUGCCUCGCCCUCACAAUACGUGCGUCGAUGGCACCAUAACGGAAACAAGAUUAUCAACAACAACAAGAAUAACAGCAACAACAACGGUAACAACAAGGGCAAUAACAGUAACAACAAGGGCAACAGAAAUGAUGGAAAUUCAGGAGUAAAACCAACCAGUUUUGAUAAAGACCCUUCACAAGCUGUUGGCAUACUUAAUCCUAGUGCUGUCCAUACCCCUCCCAAUUGUGAACCAAAAGCAUGGUGGCCGCAACAGCAGUCACAAGAACACAAGGUGUGCCAUUUACAAGAAGACGAUUUAACACGCGCUCAUAUCAAACGUCACAAAAUAUCCCACGCACUAUUGGAUAAAUACAAGGGAGAACAAUUGAAACCGGGUGUCCAUGCCGUGAGGUUUGCAAUUGACAUGCCGACUGACGAGUCGAUACAAUCCUCUAAUUCAUAUGCAACAUCGCCACAAGACAUCGAGUCUAAUCGUCAAAUGCAAUCGCAAGAAUUACGCAUAAACAACUCUCCGUUUAUAAGACGCGCAUCAGCGACCGAGCAAGGGUCUUAUGCCUAUUUCUCGGCUCCUGCAAAUACCAAUCCCCUCUUAUCCGUCACUUUCCAUAAUCCAGCCGAUGAUAAUAGACAUGCAUUGAGAGGUGCGCUUAAUGGCGAAGGUUUUAAUGAAAUAGGCAUGAGUAGCGAUAAACAAGCAGCUGGAAACAUGUGUUCUAGCAGCAACAUGAUGAAUGCGACUCCAUCUCUUUCCCCAUGCUCUUCCACAUCCUCUCUAAACUCUACAGGUGCUCUGACACCGGCAACCGCCAUGAUGGACAAAUCUCAUGACGCCUACUCCGAAUCCCCGUACCAAGAUUCUCUAUACUCUAGCUCACCUUCAAACAUUUCCUCUCGAUCAUCUCCAUUCCUUACGACAUCGUAUCUCCCACAGGGCUUUCAAACUAACCCGUUUACCGAAAACGCGACAAAUACAAACGCGACAAAUACAAACGCGCUAGCAUCGUCCCACUCGUCCGUCAGACCAAAAGCAAAAUCAAUCAGCGUCGAAAAUCCAUCCACGGAUCGACGCAGGGCGGUACAUCAUUCAUUCUCUUGCCCCGGCGUUACGCGCGAUUCUUAUUCGUCUGUCCCAUGGUCUCCGGCUGUCUCUUUCCUGGCCAACUUGGCCGACGCAACGGUCAAGACUCCUCUUCCUGACGACGAAGGACAACAGGUUAGAGAAUACAUUCUCGGAAAAGUCAUUGGUCGCGGAGGAUUUUCUACCGUUCGAGAGGCAUACGACGGAAUGGACAAGCUCGCCGUCAAGAUUGUGAAAAACAAUCCCGAAAAUCCAGACAACGAUCGUAUUCAAACACUCUUGGAACGCGAGGUUACAAUCUGGCGUGCGUUGGAUCAUCCGAACGUGGUGAAGAUGAUAUCCGUUGAGGAGACCGAUUACGCUACUUUUGUGUUUGCCGAAUACUGUUCGGGAGGUACUUUGUUGAACUACAUAAAGUCGUUUGACAAUAACAGGCCUGGAAUACCCGAAUCGAUGGCGCAUGAAAUAUUCAAACAAAUAGCGUCUUCUGUUCGAUAUUUGCACAAGGACAUGAGGUUGGUCCACAAGGACAUCAAACUCGACAAUAUUCUACACUACGGAGAUGGUAUAUGGAAGCUAGGCGAUUUCGGUUUGACCGAGUUUCAAAAUGCGGGUGCCAAUGGGUUUAGCAAUGUUUCAGAUGAUAAAAGCGAUCCAGCCGGUGGUUCUUUGGCCUAUUGUUCACCUGAACAAUUGAGGUCAAAGACCUCUAUUCGUGAUCCUAAAUCGGACAUCUGGAGCUUGGGUGUUGUGUUGUAUGCGAUGCUGACAGGUCAGCUUCCGUUUAAUGAUGCUUUCCAGCCGAGAUUGCAAUUCAAAAUCCUCAACGGUAGAUAUGACGAGAGUUUACUAGAUGAUGCGAACGUGUCUGAGGAUUGUAAAGAUUUGUUAAGGAGAAUGUUCAAGCCAAAGCCGGAGCAGAGAAUCGAUAUUACCGAGGUGAUGAACAGCCGUUGGUACUUACGAGCGCAUUGA